AUGUUGAGAGCCAUCGCUAAGGCAAUCGGCACGGUGGUGAGGAUAGACUAUAAUACAGAAUCGACAGAGUGGAGGAAGUUUGCAUGUCUGGUCGUCUCGGUGGACCUCACCAAAUACCUGGUCUCCAAAAUCCAGAUCGAGGGGCACCUUCAGAGGGUGGAGUAUGAAGGGCUGCCGACGAUCUGCUUUGAGUGCGGAUGUUACGACCACCUUCGUGAACAAUGCCCUAAGAAGUCUAAGGAGGUUAUCGCUGAUGGGGAGACUUGUCCUGAAGAAAAUACCAGGAUUGUUCUGCCACUGCCAGUGGCACAAGGGAAAAAAUUUGGGCUGUGGAUGCAAGUGGUGUAUCGGGGAAAGAGGAAUGACAGAAAAGGAAACAACCCUGCUAACAAAGAAGGUUUUGUUACCACCGACCGUAAUGGAUCGGGGUCGCGGUUUGAUCUGAUUAUAGAGAUAUUGGAAGGGGAUUUUGUCACAUCGGAUUGUACAUGA
Carica papaya (papaya) is the source of this 492-nucleotide messenger RNA. NCBI's taxonomy places the organism in Eukaryota, Viridiplantae, Streptophyta, Magnoliopsida, Brassicales, Caricaceae. The record is from RefSeq and is a predicted model, not a curated record.